Molecule: messenger RNA, 1554 nt
Organism: Acyrthosiphon pisum (pea aphid)
Lineage: Eukaryota; Metazoa; Arthropoda; Insecta; Hemiptera; Aphididae
Product: zinc finger protein 271-like
Exons: 1
Coding region: 506-1282 (258 amino acids)
Biological process (GO): regulation of transcription by RNA polymerase II
Cellular component (GO): PcG protein complex; chromatin; transcription regulator complex
Molecular function (GO): RNA polymerase II cis-regulatory region sequence-specific DNA binding; DNA-binding transcription factor activity, RNA polymerase II-specific
Source: RefSeq, a predicted model, not a curated record
CAGCAGAUCGACUACCACUUACCUGUUCUUAAUAUUUAUCUUAUUUUUACUUUAUUGCUUAUUACACUAUGUAUAUACUUACACAUCAAAUAUUUCUUAUUGGUCCACCAAGGCUGUGCUGCAACUAACUAUAACGCAUUACUAGUAGGUAGUGAUAACGUUUUCGCGGCCUUAGGGUGUAAUAUUUGUGUUCCAAAAUCAAUCUCAAGCAUUAAUUAAUAGAUUUGGAUUUAGGAGUUCAUUUCUGGGUGAAAUUGUAAUAUAUUUUAAAACAAAUUAAUGAUUUUAUAAAAUUGUGUUGUGUUAAAUUCAACAUAAUGUACUCUAUUUAAGUUUAAAAAGUAAUACAAUAUGUACUGGCUUAAAAAUAUGGCGAAGACAAUAAAUUGUAAUCGAUCAUAAACAAAAUAGCAUAGUAACCAAGUAAUUGUAUGAAAAACAAUUAUGUACGAAUUAAAUAAAAUAUUUACUAAUAGAAGCAGACAGGCAAUUUAAUAGCUUGAAAAUGGAGAAUAAACCUUACGCUUGUGAUGUAUUCGACAAGCCGUUCUCUGUAAGUAGCAAACUAAUGAUACAUCGACACACACACGCAACUGAAAAACCGUACGAGUGCGAUGUAUGUGACAAAUCUUUCGCUAAUAAAACCGGUUUGACGAGACAUCGACGCACACACACUGGUGAAAAACCAUACGCAUGUGAUGUAUGCGAAAAGUCGUUUAAUACAACUGGGUAUUUGACGGCACAUUGGCGCACACACACUGGCGAAAAACCGUACGCGUGUGAUGUAUGCGACAAGUCGUUCUCUGUAAGUAGCAGUUUGACCGUACACAAGAGGACACACACUGGUGAAAAACCAUACGCAUGUGAUGUAUGCGACAAGUCGUUUUCUGAAAGUAGCACAUUGACAAAACAUCGUCGCACACACACUGGCGAAAAACCGUACGCGUGUGAUGUAUGCGACAAGUCGUUCUCUGUAAGUAGCAGUUUGAUCGUACACAAGCGGACACACACUGGUGAAAAACCAUACGCAUGUGAUGUAUGCGACAAGUCGUUUUCUGAAAGUAGCAAAUUGACAAAUCAUCGUCGCACACACACUGGCGAAAAACCGUACGCGUGUGAUGUAUGCGACAAGUCGUUUUCUGUAAGUUUCAGUUUGACGGCUCACAAACGAAUGCACACUGGCGAAAAACCGUACGCGUGUGAUGUAUGCGACAAGUCGUUCUCUGUAAGUAGCAGUUUGAUUGUACACAAGCGGAUACACACAGCACACCGGUCGGAUUGAUCAAAUAUCUAUGAUCCAAUAAGGGCCAUAUUAAAAUAUGAUACAUAAUGCUAACGUUUGUAUUAUUUUGGUGGCACUGUUAAAGUGCUAAUUUUGUCAUUUACAUUGUGCAUAGUUAAUUCCUAAUACAAAAUUGCUAAUUUUUUCAAAAUAAUAUGCAUAAGUAAAUUCUACAUUUCGUCUUGUUUUCAACUUUUAUCGAAUUAAUAUUUCAAAAAUUAAAAGGUGUGAAAAUUUCAUGAAUGCUGUGUUUUUUACAAUCAAUAAUAUUU